ACGUUCUGUAUUGUGCAUGAGAGAAUUUCGUUUUUGUGAUUUUUUUUUGUAACAAUUUUCGCGUUCGAAAAGGCCUCGGUUAAUUAAAAGGUAAAUAAUAUUUUUGAAUUGUAACAGCUAGUGAUAAUAUUGCAUCGUAUCGAGUCAUUUUUAUUAAACGAAUUUGUUCAAGAUCGUCCAGACACAAAAGAUAAAUACGCAUAAUGUUCAUUUGGGACUGGUUUACAGGUGUAUUAGGUUAUCUAGGUUUAUGGAAAAAAUCUGGUAAACUCCUAUUUUUGGGUCUUGAUAAUGCGGGCAAGACGACAUUAUUGCACAUGCUGAAAGACGACAGACUCGCUCAGCAUGUACCGACCCUGCAUCCAACUUCCGAAGAAUUAUCGAUAGGAAAUAUGAGAUUCACAACAUUCGAUCUUGGAGGCCAUACCCAAGCUCGUCGUGUAUGGAAAGAUUAUUUUCCAGCUGUUGAUUCAAUCGUAUUUUUGGUUGACGCAUGGGAUCGAGGACGUUUCCAAGAGAGCAAAAACGAAUUAGACUCACUACUUACAGAUGAAGCGUUAGCAAAUUGUCCAGUUCUUAUUUUAGGUAACAAAAUUGAUAAACCAGGUGCAGCUAGUGAAGAUGAAAUCCGAAAUUUCUUCGGUUUGUAUCAACUAACAACAGGGAAGGGAAAAGUGUCACGUGCCGAAUUACCGGGACGUCCACUAGAGCUUUUCAUGUGCUCGGUGCUGAAGAGACAAGGCUACGGAGAAGGUUUUCGCUGGUUAGCUCAAUACAUUGAUUAACUUCGUCGUUUUUAUUUGUAUACCAUCAUCAAAAACAAA
Molecule: messenger RNA, 824 nt
Organism: Bradysia coprophila
Lineage: Eukaryota; Metazoa; Arthropoda; Insecta; Diptera; Sciaridae
Gene: Sar1
Product: Secretion-associated Ras-related 1
Biological process (GO): intracellular protein transport
Molecular function (GO): GTP binding; GTPase activity
Source: RefSeq, a predicted model, not a curated record